UGGUCCCUCAAAUUACAAGGCUAUAGGUUCAAGAUAGAACACCGAAAAGGGUCAUUGAAUGUUGUCCCGGAUAGCCUGUCACGCCAAAACUUCGACGAAAUCGCUGAUCUUGAAGUCCGUCCGCUCGUUGAUCUGAAGUCGUCCGAGUUUUUGUCAGAAAAGUACGAGAAAUUAAUUAGUCACGUCCGAAAUAAUGAAAGCCAUCUUCCCGGCCUACAAAUAAUGGAUAACCAUAUUUACAAACGCAAUGAACACCCCAAUGGUGAUCCCGAUUGCGAAGCUUUUAACUGGAAACUUUGGAUUCCAAAAACUUUAGUUCGUCCGGUCAUUGAAAAUGCCCAUUGUCCACCAAAUAAGUGUCAUGGAGGUAUAGCUAAAACCUUGCAGCGUUUAUGGCUUAAUUUUUACUGGCCUAAUAUGUCUGCCG
Molecule: messenger RNA, 427 nt
Organism: Rhagoletis pomonella (apple maggot)
Lineage: Eukaryota; Metazoa; Arthropoda; Insecta; Diptera; Tephritidae
Biological process (GO): DNA integration
Molecular function (GO): nucleic acid binding
Source: RefSeq, a predicted model, not a curated record